UCUCGGCUAAAAAACAAUAGUGUCAUAUUCAAUAUGAAAUACUUUAGAGUUUAUUGGCUUUUGAUUGUUUUGAUGCUUUUUAUCAGCUCAGAAGAUGUUCUGGCGGCACCCAAGCGAAAAUCUAAACCGAAAUUUCAAUUUCCGAAAAUCAACAUAAAUAUUCAUCAUAAUAAUAUUCAUAUUGGAUAGCAGCAGAAUAUUAAGUCAUUUAGGUUUAAAAUGAAUUUUUUUCUCAAUAUUUGCUAAGAGGUUUAAAAAAUAAUGUCAUAAUAUACC
This is a messenger RNA of Drosophila bipectinata, 276 nucleotides long. RefSeq lists its product as uncharacterized. The record is from RefSeq and is a predicted model, not a curated record. NCBI's taxonomy places the organism in Eukaryota, Metazoa, Arthropoda, Insecta, Diptera, Drosophilidae.